Messenger RNA from Acanthosepion pharaonis, 3399 nucleotides. The record is from the annotation of a GenBank genome assembly. NCBI's taxonomy places the organism in Eukaryota, Metazoa, Mollusca, Cephalopoda, Sepiida, Sepiidae.
AUGCUGGUCCGACGACCACUGCCGAAGCGCAUUACGGGAGUCCGGCUACGGCAAACGAAGGCCUUAGGAAAUCGGCGACUUGGUAAUUUCGCCGAGCACUGCCGAGGCAGGCGACGCAAACGACUAAGGCCUUCGACGGACUCGACGCACUUACCUUCCGAGGGAGGCAGGCAGGCAGGCGCAUUACGGCGUUCCGUCUCUCUCUGCGCCGGUACUCGCCCACUCGCCACCGGCGAACGCUGUUCGAACACAGUUCACGCGCGCCGCCGCCGACCGACCACUGCCGAGCCGGGCGGCUCCCGUCCGGCGACGGCAAACGACGCGAAGGAGGGAAGCAAGCAAGCAAGGCAUUCGACGGAACUUGCGCGCACUUACCUUCCAAGGCGCAUUACGGGCGUCCGGCACGGCAAACGAAGGAGGAGGACGAGGAGGGACAGGAGGCGCCCUUCCUUCGACGACGACGACGACACUCAGGCAUUCGUUCGCCGAUUCGACGGACUUAUUACUCACUCACACGCUUCUGAGUCGCAUUACGGGCGCCCGGCGAUGGCAAACGAAGGAAGGCCUUCGCGAAAUCGGUCGGCACUACUUCGAGCCAGUGGUCCGACGAGCACUGCCGAGAGGCGCACGACGCGCGUCCGGCUACGGCAAACGACGAAGGCCUUCGACGGACUCGACGCACUGACCUUCCGAGGAAGGGAGGCAGGCAGGCAGGCGCAUUACGGCGUUCCGUCUCUCGCUGCGCCGGUACUCGCCCACUCGCCACCGGCGAACGCUGUUCGUGUAACAACCUUUGCUUUUUUGAGAAAGUCUCGUGCUAGCCAGUGCGCAGAGUGUGCCGAAAGGUCGGCAACGACACGGCAAGCACAAUCGAAACGUUCAAUUACGUUCUCGAAUCUCGGUUUUCUAGCGACAGACACAGUUCACGCGCGCCGCCGCCGCCGCCGCCGACCGACCACUGCCGAGGCGGGCGGCGCGCGUCCGGUGACAGCAAACGACGCGAAGGAAGCAAGGAAGCAAGCAAGGCCUUCGACGGAACUUGCGCUCACUUACCUUCCAAGGCGCAUUACGGGAGUCCGGCGACGGCAAACAAAGGAAGGCUUCUAUCCGCGUCCGGUCGAUCACGUCGCACCACUACGAGGAAGCGGACCGUUCCAGCGCGAGAACCGCGUCGUCCCUCGCGGAGGACGAAUCGAGUCGGUCGAGGGCUUAGUCUCAAUAGAUCGCAGUGUGGUGGCUGCUCUACUAAGUACGACACCCCGAGCCUGUAGUCAAGUGGUCUACGAGCGAUCCCUUGUCUCACGCUCUACGGGGGGUUCGAAAUUUGACGGCGACGGCAAUAUCCCGCCUGUCGCGGAUGUCAAAUCGGGUGGCCCGUUUGCGGACGCCGCCGCGUGCGAGACGACAACCGCCAAAGUAGCGAACGCGCACGGCGACGACGAGCGCCACCGACGCGGACCACGACGACCGCGACCGCCCCUAUCGACGACGACGCCCGCUAUGGCAGGCUCCAGCGGAACGAAAAGAGACGCCUUUCCCGUUAUCGCGCGGAGGCAGCGUGGCGCCGCCGCUCGUUCGAGCGAGCACGCGAACCGUUGCUCCGAUCCCGCGGUUCCUCUCGUACUGGACGGGAUAGCCGUGGCCACGGCCGACGUAACAUACGUGCCGAUUGAGACGUCGCUACGAACGCUUGGCCGCCACAAGCCAGUUAUCCCUGUGGUAACUUUUCUGACACCUCUCGGCGGAACGGAGCUCUCCGCUCGGAAAGGAUCGAUGGGCCACGCUUUCGCGGUCCGUAUUCGUACUGAAAAUCGAGAUCGAGCGAGCUUUUUGCCCUUUGCUCUACGCGAGGUUUUCGUCCUCGCUGACCUCGCCUUGGGACACCUGCGUUACCGUUUGACAGACGUACCGCCCCAGUCAAACUCCCCGCUCGGCACGCAAGAGGGCCGCCGAGCGACCUGUCCCCUUUUUCACCGGGUGAGCGAGGAAAUGACGAAAGUGGCAGUAUUUCAGGUUCGACGACACCAAACGACGCCGGUCGCGGCGAAGGCCGGGAAAACUGGGACGAACGAAACGCCGGCCCACCGAGGAGGCGGAGGCCCCCGCCCGACGGAGAAGAAAAACGAAAGCGGGGAGGCGGAGAGUGAACGACGACUAAGACGAGAGGCGCGAACCGCCCACCGGCCGCCGCCGCAAACCCCCCGUCAAAGCGCGAACGGAGCGAACGCUACAGCCCCGUACCCCUCGCUUCGCACGGGCACGGCCCGACCCACCGAUCCCGAACCAAUCCUUCUUCCGAAGGGCCGCCGAAAGAGCACCGGACGCCGCCCGAGCCGCGGCGCUCUGCAGGUACCUUUUCCGUUUCUCCGGACGAGCCGAUUCCACGGACACGGUCCUUUACGAAGAAGAGAGAACUCUUCCGGGGCUCUCGGCGACGUCUCCGGGCUCGCUUGCGUCACCGCGGUUUCGCCCGAGGAGCGACGAGACGCCACCGACACCGCUGCCAGCAGCGCCGCCACCACCGGGCACUUUCCGAGUCCGGGUUCAGGAAUUUUAACCCGAUUCCCUUUCGACGGAAGGCUGGCCGCUCGUCGUUCGCGUCUCUUGUUCGAAUAUUUGCUACUACCACCAAGAUCUGCACCGGCGGUCGGCUCCACCCAGGCUCGCGCCCUAGGCUUCCGUGCUCACCGCGGCGCCCUCCUACUCGUCGCGGCAUCGGUCAGGCGCGCGCAUCGUUUUUGUUUCAGCGCAAGCGCUCCUCGCCGCGACGGUCCGGCAUCGGUCCGUCGCUCCAGCGCCAUCCAUUUUCGGGGCCGCGGAUUCCGACUUCCGUGGCCACCGUCCUGCUGUCUAUAUCGACCGACACCCUUUCAGGGAUCUCAUGGGCGUCGCGUUAGGCACCUAGCCGGACGUUUGGUUCAUCCCGCAGCGCCAGUUCUCGACGACCAAAAGUGGCCCGUGGCAAGUUCAUUCGUUUCUGCCGCCGUCGAGACGACGAAGGCGGCAGAGAAGCAGGACGCGAACGUAUUCCGGAGAGUUCGACCCGAGUUCCACCCGUUCUCCGAGUUCGGGAAAGGUCGAGGAACCGAACGGGACGGACGGGAAAAGGGGAAAACGUUCGACGGGACGAAGAUGGAAAGCGUUGAUCGAACGCCAGCGGCGAGGGAAGGCGGAGGAACCGAAACUAGACGGCUCGAUUGGUCUUUCGACACUACACCCGGUUCCGACGAUCGAUUUGCACGUCAGAGGCGCUUCGGACUUCCACCAGAGUUCUUCUGGCUUCAUCGCGACCGGGCGUGGAUCGCCGUGUUUCGGGACGGGGCCGGUGGGUUGCGCCAGAGUCGCGGACCCGAGUCGUACGGGCGGACAGUCAAACGCCGACCGACCGCGCUGGGGUGA